Molecule: messenger RNA, 1586 nt
Organism: Ipomoea nil (Japanese morning glory)
Lineage: Eukaryota; Viridiplantae; Streptophyta; Magnoliopsida; Solanales; Convolvulaceae
Product: pentatricopeptide repeat-containing protein At1g77405
Exons: 1
Coding region: 166-1494 (442 amino acids)
Molecular function (GO): protein binding
Source: RefSeq, a predicted model, not a curated record
CAAAAUAAAGAUAGUAACUUAUCAAUGUUGCCAAUAGCCAAUAGCCAUUUUUGUUUAAAUUCAAUGAAUCCAAAUGCAGAUAGAUGGUUGAGAGUAUUCUGCAAUAUGCAGUGGCCUUUAUAUGGAGGAGAGCCUCGGUAAAGACGAUGAAGUUGUGUGAGACUCAUGUUCUUAUCAAGACCACUCUACCGUUCUUUCUCCCAAAGCGCCGUCGCAGAUCAAAUCUUAGCCGCAAUCAUUCAAAACCGGCCGUUUGACGCCAUCGCCCCGGCUUCAACUACUCGACCUGUUUGGAGUGUGGAAACGGUUUCUGAGGUCCUACGCUCCAUCCCCAGAUUCCUUUUCCAGUCACCCAGGUCCAUUGGCCGCCAGGACGGCUUCCGCCAUCGCUCCCCUCUGAAACAAAGAAAUCUCAGACAAGAAUCCGACAAGGCUCUCCAUGGAAAACUCGUUCUCGGUCCGGCGGCUUACAGGGACCCCGAGAAAGUUCAGCUAGGGCUGGACAAAGCAUUGGAAUUUUUUGAUUGGGUUGAAACCAGUUGCGGUUUUACUCACAAUGACCUCACUUGCAGAGAGAUGGGUGUUGUUCUUGCGAAAGGCGGAGGUGGAUUGAAACUCCUCCUGGACUUCCUCAAGAAAAUGUCCAAAAGAGGGCUUGUCACCACACCGACCAUUACCUGUUUGAUAAAAGUCCUGGGAGAGGAAGGGCUGGCAAACGAAGCACUCUUCACCUUUUACAGGAUGAAACAGUUUCACUGCAGACCCGAUGUCCAUGCUUACAACACUGUCAUAUAUGCCCUUUGUAGAGUUGGGAACUUCAAGAAAGCCAAGUUUUUACUGGAGCAAAUGGAGUUGCCCGGGUUUAGGUGCCCACCUGAUGCAUUCACUUACACUGUUCUCAUCAGUUCUUUUUGCAGAUAUGCCAUGCAAACUGGAUGCAGGAAAGCUAUCAGGAGGAGAAUGUGGGAAGCAAACCACUUCUUUCGUCUCAUGCUGUUCAAGGGAUUCGUCCCCGAUGUUGUGACCUACAACAGCUUGAUCAAUGGGUGCUGCAAAACCUACAGAAUCGGGAGGGCGUUGGAGUUGUUAGAGGAUAUGGAGAAAAGGGGUUGUGCCCCUAACCGGGUUACGUACAAUUCUUUCAUUAGAUAUUACAGUGCAGUGAAUGAGACUGAUAAAGCUAUGGAGAUGAUGAGAAGAAUGCAGGAAGGGAAUCAUGGUGUGGCAACUAAUAGUUCUUUCACCCCUGUAAUUCAUGCCCUGUGUGAAGCUGGAAGGGCAGUGGAGGCAUGGGAUUUGCUUGUUGAGUUGGUGCAAGGAGGAUCAAUUCCGAGGGAAUAUACUUAUGCUCUGGUUUGUAAGGCAUUAGAAACUGCUGGAGAAAUGCAGCUCUUAGAUGGCAGAUUGUGUUCUAGAGUGGAAGAAGGUAUACAGUGCAGAAUUGGACAAGCAAAGAAACUGAAGCCUUUGUUUAGCCGGAAAGAUGUGUUGUGACAACAUUUGUUACAUAGUUUUGUGCAGUCUUUGGUGCCCAAAAACACCAUAAUAAUAUAUAGAGAAAUUAGUGUUUUAGUUUGGUUUUGGUC